AUGUUGAGACUCAGCAAGAACAUUAUCCGAUCAUCAAAGAACACCAGAUUUGCUCUUUUGUCUACUCAAAGAGCCACUUACUUUACUGAUGCCUUCAGUGAAAGCGAUAAAUUCGCCAAGGAAUUGAACAAAUAUCCAGUUAUUACCGAAGGUUUCGGUGGUGAAUAUGCUCAACAAUUGUUCAGACACGGUUAUAACACUAGCCAAUUGGGAUACAUCAAGUUGAGUCUCGAAGAAACCUUGUCUUUCUUCAAGAAGGAAGGUACUCCAAUCACUCAAAACAAUGCCGCUCUUACUAAAUUCUUGAAGGAUGCUGGUGUUGCUCCAGAAGUUGCUACUGAUUUGUUGACUACUGUCUAUCAAAGAGGUCAAGAAGGUAUCUUUGAUACUAUUGUUGCUCAAUUCAACAAGUUAUACAAUGCUCAUUUCCAAAUUGCUUAUGGUAAAUUGACUUUGCCACAACCACUUUCCACCAAGUAUACUACUUUCUUGCACCUUAUGAAGAUGGCUGCUGUCGGUACCCUUGCUCCAGUUAAGACUAAGGUCAACUUUACUUCAGACAUCUUGCCUUCCGAUCUCGGUGGUUGGAGAGCUGACGUCGGUGAAGACUCUAUUGAUAAGUCUUUCGUGACAGAGCUCGGUAAGAUUAUUUCUGAUGAAAAGCAAAACUCUGUUUUGAGAUCCCUCUAAAUGUAGAACAACAACAAUAAUAAUUAAAAUGGGCUUUUGGUCUUGAAGAUUUCAGCUUCUAUUGCAGAUUCUCAAAUAAAAAUUUAAAAAUUCAAUAAUUUAUUAAA
Molecule: messenger RNA, 797 nt
Organism: Naegleria gruberi
Lineage: Eukaryota; Heterolobosea; Eutetramitea; Acrasida; Naegleriidae
Exons: 4
Coding region: 1-690 (229 amino acids)
Biological process (GO): proton motive force-driven ATP synthesis
Molecular function (GO): proton-transporting ATP synthase activity, rotational mechanism
Source: RefSeq, a predicted model, not a curated record